Messenger RNA from Vitrella brassicaformis, 1764 nucleotides. Lineage: Eukaryota; Vitrellaceae. The record is from the annotation of a GenBank genome assembly.
AUUCAUUCACAAGAUGUCAACCAGAUGUCUCAGUCGGACGUCAAGAAAGCUCAGUCUCCAUCACACACACACCACCUCGCCCGUGACAGUCACAUUUAGAUAGGUAGCCAUACCCUCACGACGACGGCCUCCUUGUCUCUCUCCCCUCAUCUGAGUGACCACCUGGGCGGUCUUGCUUUUGCUCUGGUGUAGCUGGUGUGGGCGCUUGUGUUGAUGUCAGCCUCCUGCUGUGACAGCAGCUCAACCUCUGACUCAAGCUGAUCACACACACAGACAUAGCGAGACCCGUGCAGAUGAGAUGUUUUGUGUGAGGCAGGAGUGCGAUCCGAUCGCACCUUACCUUGGCAAUCAGCGAGUUCUGCUGCACUAUCUGCUUUUCCAAUCUGCCGGCGCACACAGACACACAUGCGUGGGACAACCACCCUCCCAGCCAUGUAUGUCACCUCUUGCACUCCUUCAACAGCCCAAUCAUCGCCGCGUUCUCCGCCGUCGGCGCCAACCCGUCGAUCCCAUCAAAUGCAGACAUUAUCGGCGAAGAAAAGGCCGUCGGGGGACGCCUGUAACCACCCCCACCCUGAGGCUCUGCUGCGGCCCUGGAUGUGGUUGUGGAUCUGCCUCUUGUCCGUUCGUAUGGCUGGCCGGCCCUGCCGACGUCGUGCCCGCACCGCUGGCAGAUGAAGGGGGGAGAGAGGGGGCGGCGAGAGGGGGGGAGAGGUGGGGAGGGAGGGAGAGGGGAUGGCACAGCACUGCAAAUGGCCACCGGCACAGAGAUGGUGAGAGGGAGCAUUGCGUUCCAUGCGGCGCCGUGUCUCUUUGUCUCCUACUCCGUAUCCGUGUAUCUCGCGGGAGGCUUCUGCGUCUCAUGGCCGACGCGCAUCAACCGGAUUCCCACGCCACUUGGCACAUCGUGUCUCGCGGCCGUGGGCUGCUGCUGCUGCUGGACUGGUGCUUUCCUUUCUCCCAUGAACAGCUGACUGGGCCAGGCCCUGGUCUCUUCACGAAAGUGACGAACAGGAUGGUGUCCCGAAGCCGCCAAGUCGGGCAAUAUCGUGCUGCAUGCCAGGGAAAGAAGCUCAUGGACAGUGAGUUCUCUCUGUGUGCGCCUCGCCUCGCCCCGCCUACCUGCACGCCUCAGCGUCAGAUGCACCGACUACCACCAUCCCUUCAUCCACCGUCCCCCUGGCUCUCGGUCUGGGCUGUCCCGGAUCUUCCAAUCGCUCUGGCGGCUCAGACACGACCCGGCAGUGGUAGGAAUCAUCUCUUGGCGCCCUCCAGAUGCUCGUGUCGUGGUAAGACAAUCGCUGUUGUCUCCCUCUCUGAUGCUGCUCGUUAACAGGGGGCGGAGAGGGAGGGGGAGGCGGCCGCCAGUAGGCCGGGGGCUGCCGGGUGUGUGUCGACGGGACUGGGGAAUCCUGAAAGGGCUGACUCUGACCGACAAGGCAACUCCGCUCUCUCUUGUCUAUCUGCAGACAUGGGCACACCACACGCAAAGCAAAGGAGAAAAUCGCCAUUGCAAUGCAACGACGCAACAGCGGCUUGCUUACCACCUGAUCUCCCCCAGCAGGGACUUGAGCAGGCGCCUCCCUCCCCGCCCUGGCCAGCCCCACGACUGUUCUCCCCCUCUCUGCGAGCAUCUCAUCGAGAGACGCACGCAGAGACACCGACGAAUGCUGUCGCUCCUGACUGGCGGCAAUCAGCCGGUCAAUCGACUCCCCUGCCACAUCCAACAGGCUCAGAGCCUGCAUGAUUACUGGCAGCCUCAAA